This is a messenger RNA of Mus pahari (shrew mouse), 2088 nucleotides long. RefSeq names its product serpin family B member 2 (gene Serpinb2). Gene Ontology annotation, molecular function: serine-type endopeptidase inhibitor activity. Gene Ontology annotation, biological process: negative regulation of endopeptidase activity; negative regulation of apoptotic process. NCBI's taxonomy places the organism in Eukaryota, Metazoa, Chordata, Mammalia, Rodentia, Muridae. The coding region runs from base 165 to 1412 and encodes 415 amino acids. The transcript has 8 exons. The record is from RefSeq and is a predicted model, not a curated record.
GCUUUCCAAGGAGCAUUUCCUGUGUGUCAGCCGCUCAGAAGAUAACGAGGUAGUACAUUGUUUCAGCAAUUCCCUUGAGCAUCUCUAGUGAAUCCAGGGUGUCUUUCUUCUCUCUUCCUUCAUAGCAAUAGUUACUGUAUUGAGCUUGGUAGAGGAUUGAAACAAUGGAAGAACUUUCCAUGGCAAACACCGUAUUUGCCCUCAAUCUCUUUAAGCAGAUAGAAAAAUCAAACUCUACCCAGAACAUCUUUAUCUCUCCGUGGAGCAUCUCAUCAACAUUGGCCAUUGUUUUCCUCGGUGCUGGGGCUAACACAGAACAGCAGAUGGCCAAAGUGCUGCAGUUUAACAAAAUUGGCAGCUAUGGCAUCACCCCAGGAAACCCAGAGAACUUCAGUGGCUGUGAUUUCGCACAAGAGAUACAGAAAGACAAUUAUCCUAGUGCUGUUUUACAGGCACAAGCAAGAGAUAAAAUCCAUUCAGCCUUCUCCUCUCUCAGCUCAACAAUCAACACACCACAGGGAGAUUAUUUAUUAGAAAGUGCAAACAAGCUGUUUGGAGAGAAGUCUGCAAGAUUCAAAGAAGAAUAUAUCCAACGCUCUAAGAAAUACUACUCCACAGAACCAGAAGCAGUAGACUUCCUUGAAUGUGCUGAAGAAGCUAGGAAAAAGAUUAAUUCUUGGGUCAAGACUCAAACCAAAGGUGAAAUCCCAAACCUUCUACCUGAAGGAUCUGUAGAUGAAGACACCAAGAUGGUGCUGGUGAAUGCUGUCUACUUCAAAGGAAAGUGGAAAACUCCAUUUGAGAAGAAACUUAAUGGGCUUUAUCCUUUCCGUGUGAACUCGCAUGAGAGCAUUCCUGUCCAGAUGAUGUUCCUUCGCGAAAAACUGAACAUUGGAUACAUAAAGGACCUGAAGACUCAGAUCCUAGAACUCCCGUAUAUUGGAAACAUCAGCAUGUUCCUGUUACUUCCUGAUAAGAUUGAAGAUGCGUCCACUGGCUUGGAAUUGCUGGAAAGUAAAAUAAACUUUGCUAACUUCAACAAGUGGAUCAGCAAAGACACACUGGAUGAAGAUGAUGUUGUGGUCUACAUUCCCAAGUUCAAACUGACACAAAGCUAUGAACUCAAGUCCAUUCUUCAAAGCAUGGGCAUGGAGGAUGCCUUCAACAAGAGCAAGGCCAACUUCUCAGGAAUGUCUGAGAGGAAUGACCUUUUUCUUUCUGAGGUGUUCCAUCAAGCCAGUGUAGAUGUCACUGAGGAGGGCACUGUGGCAGCUGGUGGGACUGGGGCAGUUAUGACAGGGAGAACUGGCCAUGGUGGCCCACAGUUUGUGGCCGAUCAUCCCUUUCUUUUCUUUAUCAUGGACAAAAUUACCCACACAAUACUAUUUGUUGGUAGAUUCUCCUCACCCUAAAAGGGGAAGACCUAUUUCCACAUGAGGUUUUGUAGCAUGAGCUGUAAGCCUCAGAAUUGCUUCUUCAAGUGCCAAGUUUAAAUACUUUCCUACACGUUUUUAUACUUUUGCUAUACACUAAAUAUAAACCUAAAAGCAACUGUCUAACAGUCUGCAAUGCUUACAGUAUAAUUCUAUUAAUGAUUUUGUUUCCUAAAAUCAGAUGGUGUCUAUUUAGUUUGUCCUUAUUACUGCUUUGUCUUUAUAACUUUAGUUUUUACAGUGUUAUUUAUUAUUUAUAUAAUGGUUGUUUUACAAAUUGUUGUCCUCUGUUUAAUGAAACUGUAAUGCUACAGAAGCAGAAAAUUAGAUAAUUUUCCAUUUAAAGAAAAUCAGCCAUUUAAUUUAAUAAUGAAAGAAAAAUAUGAGUCUUCCAUGCUUCCCCAUGAUAUUCGCCCAGAAAACAGUACUUAGCAAAAGACAUGUUAUAUCUCUAUCAUUGCCUAUGAUAUGUACGUAUCUGCAACUCAUCUAUAAUUAGGACUACAUCAUAAGUAAGCAUGCUUACUUACCCACUGCUAUCUGUUGUUCUCCAUUAGCCAUGCAGAGCAUAAUACUUAGCAAUCCUUGUUUGUUAGUUAUCUUUCUAUCACUGUAACAAAAUACCUGAGACAAUAAAGUUCAAAGAUUUAUUUUG